AUUCUGCCUUUCACGAAGGGACAUCUUCCCCACGAAAACAUGCCUCUCUCCAAGGACCUCCUCCACCCCUCCCCAGGAGAGGAGGAGAGGAAGCGGAAGAAGAAGUGCCUGACUACGUAACUGGCUCCAAAGAAGCAGAUUUACGGGGUGCAAAGAGUCUGGCCCAUGGAGUCGUAUGUUGGGAGAGGCUUCUGGAACUGCGACAUGAAGAUGGAGGGCUCCACUCUGCCUUCGUGGCCUCUGUAACAACUAGAGGCAACUGUCCAUGGCUGUUUCCGCAGCCAUCAUAUGGUAUCCACUUCACCACUUGUUGUGACCUUGACAUUAGCUCAGUGGCAUGUAUGAACCAACCCUCAUGGAAGGAAUAUUAAACCACUAGAGAAUGCUGAAGUGGAAGGACCUGGACAGCCAGAGAAACAUUUCAAGGUCAUCUGGGGCCUCCAAGGCUUUAAGACAGAUGGCGGAAAACAAACGUCUUUGGAGAAGAACCGAAGGGGACAGGUUAAAAGCGCUCUGACGUGCACACCAUGUGACAGGCCUCCUGCUAUAAGCCGAGGAAAGGUCCGCCCUCUCCUGGACUCAGCCCUCGCCUCGCCGAGCUCGGUCCCUAGACUCUCGCCCGUCCCGCACCGUCCCAGGCGCCCGACACUCUGACUUGCUCGCCCGGGGCCUCGCCACCCCCUCCUCACUGAUCGUGCGAGGCCCCGCUCCGCAAGGGGAAGGUCAAGUCCCCCCGCCUGGAACCGGUGCGCGCGGAGUCCAGCGAGUGCAGAGACCUUGCGGCUCUCGCGGCGGCGCAGGAGUUACAAAGUCGCGGCGCAAAAAGCCUCUGCCGCAGCCCGGCAGCUCCCGCGCAGCUCCAGCGGCGGCGGCGCCCCCAGCGUGGCGCCCCCGUGCCGGGCCCGCCGCCCGGGACCCGGGCUGGGGCGCGGCGGGAGCCCGGAGCCCGGCGCCCCUAUGCGCCGCCUCGCCGCCGCCGCGCUACAGCUAUGACCCUGAGCACGGAGAUGUCCGAUGCCUCCGGCCUCGCGGAGGAGACAGACAUCGACGUGGUAGGGGAGGGCGAGGACGAAGACGACGAGGAAGAGGACGACGACGAGGGCAGCGGCGGCGUGUCCCGCCUGGCGGUCCCCGCGCAGCGGCGGCGGCGGCGGCGCUCCUACGCCGGAGAGGACGAGCUGGAGGACCUGGAGGAGGAGGAGGACGACGACGAUGACAUCCUGCUGGCCCCGCGCUCAGUGGCCUCCCCGGCGCCCCCGGGCCCAGCCCCAGUGGCGGGAGCCGGGGCCGGCGGGGGCGGCGGCGCGGGCUCGGGCGCGGGCGGCGGCGGCGGCGGCGGCGGGACCGCGGGCGGCGGCGCCAAGAACCCCCUGGUGAAGCCGCCCUACUCGUACAUCGCGCUCAUCACCAUGGCCAUCCUGCAGAGCCCCAAGAAGCGGCUGACGCUGAGCGAGAUCUGCGAGUUCAUCAGCGGCCGCUUCCCCUACUACCGGGAGAAGUUCCCCGCCUGGCAGAACAGCAUCCGCCACAACCUCUCGCUCAACGACUGCUUCGUCAAGAUCCCCCGCGAGCCCGGCAACCCCGGCAAAGGCAACUACUGGACGCUGGACCCCGAGUCCGCCGACAUGUUCGACAACGGCAGCUUCCUGCGCCGGAGGAAGCGCUUCAAGCGGCAGCCGCUGCUCCCGCCCAACGCCGCGGCCGCCGAGUCGCUGCUGCUGCGCAGCGCAGGGGGCGCGGCGGGCGCGGGCGACCCCGCUGCGGCCGCGGCGCUCUUCCCGCCCGCGCCCCCGCCGCCCCCGCACGCCUACGGCUACGGCCCCUACGGCUGCGGCUACGGCCUGCAGCUGCCGCCCUACGCGCCGCCCUCGGCCCUCUUCGCCGCCGCCGCCGCGGCCGCCGCCGCCGCCGCCGCCUUCCACCCGCACUCGCCCCCGCCGCCCCCGCCGCCCCCGCCGCCGCACGGCGCGGCCGCGGAGCUGGCCCGGACCGCCUUCGGCUACCGGCCGCACCCGCUCGGCGCCGCCCUGCCCGCCCCCCUGCAGGCCUCGGCUGCCAAGGCCGGCGGCCCGGGCGCCUCGGCGCUGGCGCGCUCGCCCUUCUCCAUCGAGAGCAUCAUCGGAGGCAGCCUGGGCCCGGCCGCCGCCGCCGCCGCCGCGCAAGCAGCCGUCGCCGUGCAGGCCUCGCCUUCACCCUCUGCGGGGACCCCGUCCGCGCCCGCGCCGGGAUCCGGCGGCGGCGGCGGCGGCGGCGGCUGCGCGGCUCAGGCGGCCGUAGGCCCGGCCGCCGCGCUCACCCGCUCCCUCGUGGCCGCCGCGGCCGCCGCCGCCUCCUCGGUCUCCUCGUCCGCCGCGCUGGGGACUCUGCACCAAGGGACUGCCCUGUCCAGUGUCGAGAACUUUACUGCUAGGAUUUCAAAUUGUUAAUAACGCUAUGUUAGCGCGCUUGGGAAAGAGAAGCACGGCUAAGAGAGAGGACUUUGGAACCGAGAACGUCCAGAUGCCACAGCUGCCCCGGGGUGGAGACGAGUUAGCAGGCGGAACCCAGACGGCCCAGGCACCGCUUGCAUGCCUCGCAGCCUUCUGUAAGUCACAGAUCUGAAACUUAGAGCUGAAAGUCAUUAUGAGGAGAGAGUGAAAGAACGGGGCCAUGGGUAUUAUUAUUAUUUGCAUGAUACUUGGAUGUCCCGAACAGCGGGGAAUCCCAGCUACUCCUUCUCUCUCUUCAAAUUCCCGCAUCUCUAAAAAGUGCCAGGACGGACUCUACCCCCUCCCCCGCCCCCAGGUUGUCCGCGCUUUUAAGAGAAUGGUAACAAGGCACUGUGCAAUCCAGCGCUGGCCUCCUUUGGCGUCUGGAGGUGGGGUCCCGCAUCACCCAAGCCAGCUAGAGAGACCGCAAGCCUGUGGUGCGCCCCUGAGCCCUAAGAAAAAGUAAGCUCAACCGGCCUGCUCACUGUCGCGUUUUGCCUCAUCACCUUCCGGGUUUGGGCUUCCACGGUAGGUGUUGCUGGCCCGGAGACGGACGAGAUAGUGGGGAGCGAAGGCGGCGAGCCGGGCAGGGAGUGAGCGGUGGCGGACUACCGGGCGGCCGGGAACGCGGGGCUCGCCCGGUUGGCUGAGUGGACGAGCAGGUGCUGGAACAAAGGCCGAGGGGCUGCCGGGCUACGGAGGCCUUUGAUGGGCAAGGACGUCUCCUCCCGGGGCUCCUCAUUCGCAUGCAAAUCCAGCUCUGGUCCUCUUUUCUUUGAAGGCAAACAGAAGGAUGUUUGUGUGUUUGUAAGGACGAAGCUUGCUUGAACAAGCCUUCCUCAAUAGGCUGGGUCUCGAAAAAUAAACCGGUUGGACAAACAUUGGCCACCAGCUCUCCUCCUCCCAACUACAAAGUGUGGAUUUGCUACAACUCAUUAACCCGACGCUUUUCUCCCCUUCGCCUUGUUUCUCUGCUCAUCAAACGCCCCCGUAGAGCCUGGAGACAAAUGACCGAAGCUCAGUCGGGAGGGAAUUGCAGUUAAUAGGGAGAGGGAUAUAUUGGGGCUAAUGGUUCAGGCAGCUCCCGGAGAAGGACCACACAAAAAGGAGCCUCUCCAUUCAGGGCUCUGUUGUGCUGCGGAGAUUUACUCUGCAGCUAGAUUUAGCCAAAUGUUAUCUAUUGCCCGGGUAAUGAAGCCCUUAUGGAUUGAAUUGCUCCUUGUACCACACAUGAUGUCAUGACCUUAGAUCGUUUCUUGGUUGAUUUCUUUUUUUCUCUAUUGGGUAAUUAUUUUAUUUCUUUAAAAUAAGAAGCUAGAGCUUCUGCUCAACAAGUUUCCUCUCCGUC
Leopardus geoffroyi (Geoffroy's cat) is the source of this 3816-nucleotide messenger RNA. RefSeq names its product forkhead box D1 (gene FOXD1). The record is from RefSeq and is a predicted model, not a curated record. Gene Ontology annotation, biological process: regulation of transcription by RNA polymerase II; cell differentiation; anatomical structure morphogenesis. Gene Ontology annotation, molecular function: DNA-binding transcription factor activity, RNA polymerase II-specific; RNA polymerase II cis-regulatory region sequence-specific DNA binding. The transcript is spliced from 5 exons. Bases 990 to 2426 code for a protein of 478 amino acids. NCBI's taxonomy places the organism in Eukaryota, Metazoa, Chordata, Mammalia, Carnivora, Felidae.